This is a messenger RNA of Dufourea novaeangliae, 3193 nucleotides long. RefSeq lists its product as uncharacterized. The coding region runs from base 443 to 3037 and encodes 864 amino acids. Gene Ontology annotation, biological process: vesicle-mediated transport. The transcript is spliced from 9 exons. The record is from RefSeq and is a predicted model, not a curated record. NCBI's taxonomy places the organism in Eukaryota, Metazoa, Arthropoda, Insecta, Hymenoptera, Halictidae.
CGAUAUCGUCAUGGCGGUAAAGGAGCGGCUCUUCCGUUCAGCUUGAUUGGAAAUCAAGAUUAUUAUGGCUGAGAUUUUACAUUACAUAACGGAAAAGUGCAUUUCCAUUGAAGUGCAUUUUUCGCGGGGCUCAGUAGCAUCGUAAGCGACGGUAAAGACGGGACGGAAAACUCAACCCCCGGAGCUUGUGUCUAGUGAGAGAAAACGAACGGAUUGACAUUGUACACCCGACAAUCGCAAUUGCAGUAGCAGCCUCGGCCACACCGAAGCAUAAACAAUCACCAUGGCGAAGUACGAAGAUAUUGCGUAAUCCCAAGCCUUAUCUAAUUAUAGCAGCGUAGAAAAUGAAUCUCUAAUUCAAUGAUAAUGCUUUGUUUACUAUGCCACGCUGCACGCUGAAUCACACUGUUACACUUGAUUCACCGGUCAUUCUUUCGGCGGCAUGUCCCUUUUCAAAUCCUUGAUUUUUGUCAAAGAGAAUGCUGAUUUUAAGUUGGUAGAGAUGAUGAUAGUAUUUGUUUAUGACACUGCAAGGUGUUGUAAAGAAGAUGAUGAUCCUGCAGAGGCAGUUAUGUAUUUCCAUCCUGCAUGGGUGUCUCUUACCCAAAGGCUAGCAUUAGCAGGUCAACUAAUGGCAAUUAAUCAGUUUCUUACAACCUCGUUUUCCGCUCCAAAAUCAAUUACGCUACAGGGAGGAAAGUUUGUACUGAAAAAAUUUGGACAGUACAUUCUUGCAGUGGGAACUGAUAGGAAUAUUCAUGAUUGGAUUCUAGAGAGACGUGCGAAUACACUAGAAUCACUGCUCAAAUUUUUUCAUUCUGAUCUUAAUAAAAUAUUAGAAUCAUUUAACAGCGACAGAAACAAAUUUACCGAGAAAUUGUAUCACAUGUUUGAAACGUAUUUGCCAAUACUUCAAUAUAGUGCCAAUCUUUUUUCCAACAUACCUAUUAUCAAACUUCCAAAGAGCGCUAGUAACAUAUUUUUAGAAGCAAUUCAAGUUUUACAAUAUUGCCAAGAAACUAAUGGUGUUAUGGGUGGUGCACUCUUCUACAACAAUAAGGUAGUUGCUACUCAAUUAGGUGCAGAUUUGACCAAACAGAUUGUUAUAACUGAUCCUUACAGAAUAAGGGCCCCUGCAGAAAGAAUAUCAACAGAAUUUCACUUACCUGUUGGAGUACAAUUACUGCGAGUGUAUAUAGAACAGAAACAGUUUGCAAAACUUGUACAAGAAGCAAACAAUGAACGUUAUUACAGCUCGUAUUUAGAUUCUGUCACGAAAAAAAUGUUGCAGAGAAAGAACAUUUCGAAGAACAGCAAAGAACCGCCUCUGUCUGGAAUGAAACGCGAUACUUCUCGUAUUUUCACUGUACCCGAAGAAGGCGAAUUAGACUCUUCGCAAUACAACGACAACAGUCAUUACGUGCCAUCCGUUCCGCUUACAGCUUACAGUUCGCCAGUGAAACGUAAACAGGAAAGUAAACCAGACCGUCCAAAGUGCGUGAAUCCUUUGACUCCUAGCGUUUGCUCCACGCCUUUAAAAGAUGUAAACAGAGUCUUACAUGGUAAUGCUAUGUUAAUAUGUAACACGAACGAGGAGGAUGGAAAUGUUGAAACAGAAGAGGAGAAGAAAGAAAUGAAAGCGAAUGUAGACGACAUUCCGGACGUUGUUAAGGAAGCGCUUAGAUGUAAACGUUUAAAUAAAUUGAGGAACGUUCCACCGAAAAAGAAAGUGAUUAAAAGUAGGGAAUUCAAUAAAAGGAGCUUAAGUGUACACGAUUUGGAAUCGUCUGUAAAUUUUUGUUCGAACAGAAUAGCGAUUAGAGCGUAUGGAUUAGGUUUACCGCAGUUGAAACAAACCGUGUCACCUGAAACUUCCCCUGAAAAGAAACCUGCGUAUAAGAAGCAGCACCAUACGAUUACGGACCCUUGUUAUCCCGUGUUUCGAUGCGAUGGGCUGCCAGUAUCAAUGUCGUUGUACGAACAAUACAUAUCCUCGCAUUAUGGAGAACUGACAGACGACAGUAAUAACACGAUCAAUCGCAACGACUUUUUCGCCAGUUUGACCGAUCGUAACGCCAAGAAUACGACAAUUAACUGUGAUGCCACGAGCAAAGACAAUUUAGAAGAAUUAAGCAACACUCGCGAAAUCAAGUUGGACAACAAAUCGAAACAAGAAACUUAUCGUCGAUCAAUGAGCCUGCCUUUGAAACCACUUAAUAUCACUGACAACGACGACAGACGAAAAUCGGCAUCCGAGUGCGGUAACACGUACGAUUUUCUACAAAAGAAGAAAUUGGAUGGUUUACAGUUGACACCGUUAAUGUCGAAACUUAGCUUGCUCGCUGAUGAGAAAACUAGCGGUUUUUGUAGUAGAGAGACCACUCCUAGCGAGUUCCGUGAUUUAUCGGGAUUUUCGACGGCGACGAAUCAAAUAAUUAAACAGAAAUUAGACGCAGUCAAUAAAGAAAUGGGAAGCGACGGUGAGGAUGAACUCGAGGAGGAUUGGGUCACCACGUCUAAAGAUGAGAUUUCCCUUGAGAAAACUGAAUUAUUUCUCUGUGGACACCAGAACAUGGUGUUGGUAUUGUUAAUGGAAAAUGGAACUGCUAAUAAUCCUGAUCUUAUACACUCUCUUUGGCAGACUUGUGUGAAUACUUUAGGAAGACUUGAGACUAGGCUGCAACAGUGCCUAGAGCCUCUACCAUCGAAUGAAAAUAAAGAGUUAUAUAGUAUUUUAAAUAUUGAUCCACAGUGGGACACGAUAAACCGUUCUGGUCUAUGGGGUGUUACUGAAUUGGAUAUUGUAUCCUGUCUUCAUGAUCGAUUCACUCAUGCUAGUAAUCUCACGGAUAUUAUUGUCAGAACGGAGGAUACUGUUGUUUAUGGUAACCAGUGCGGAAAUAUAGAGGUAUUUUAUCAGCAAGCAGUGGCACCAAAUACCUCCGGAGGACUUCCGACUCCUGCAGAUUUAAUGGGGAUUGUGUCUCUUAAAGCAAAACGUAGACUGGAAAGAGAUCAUGGGAUUGUGCUAUUGUAAAUUGCAAUUAUCCGAGAAAAUGCUUCCACUGUAAUGCUAUUUGUAAUUCGAUUGUUUGACUUUAAUACUUUGUUUAUUACAUUCCGUGGCAUGCCAAAUUCAUGAUAUUAGAUCAUAUUUUGUACAUAUUUCUUUGCAUAUAGUAAUAGUGAAAUU